UCUCAGGUCCUUUUGCGGUCAAGAAGAUUACUGCAACAAUUCAUAGUAGAUGCCUACACUAUGGUUGAGUCAGAACGGCUUUUAUACUUACGAUUGAAACAACCAAACUUGAGGCUAGGCAAGUUCAAGCAAUUGCAUGAGUGUAUGGUUCGUGGUGAAACUAAUGCCAUUAACACUGGACAAAGAAUUAUUCUCCCAAAGAGUUUUACCGGUGGUCCAAGGUACAUGUUCAACAAUUGCAAAGAUGCUUUUGCAAUAUGUAAAUAUGCUGGAUAUCCAAGUUACUUUAUCACUAUGACAUGUAAUUCAGAAUGGAAUGAGAUAAAAAGAGAGGUAACACCCCAAGGACUCCAUGCAGAGGAUAGACCAGACAUCUUAUGUAGAAUAUUCAAGUUGAAGGUUGAUAAAUUAAUUAAGGAAUUGAAGAGAGGAACAUUCUUUGGAAAGAUUAUUGGAUAUUGUCUAACCAUAGAGUUUUAAAAGAGAGGUCUACCUCAUGCCCAUCUUCUUUUAUUCAUGCAUCCGGAAUCAAAACCACGAACUGUUGAUGACAUAGACAAGGUUAUUAAGACAGAGAUUCCAGAUAAGAGGGAAAAUCCAAAAUUGUAUGCUGCUGUUGAGAAAUAUAUGGUUCAUGGUCCAUGCGGUCAUUUAAAUAGAAAGAGCCAAUGCAUGAUCAAUGGUAAAUGCUCAAAGUUUUUUCCCAAGGCAUUUCGAGAUAGGACAAUUAUUGACGAAGUAGGCUUUCCAAGAUAUCAAAGAAGAGAUGAUGGGCGA
Arachis duranensis is the source of this 777-nucleotide messenger RNA. RefSeq lists its product as uncharacterized. The record is from RefSeq and is a predicted model, not a curated record. Lineage: Eukaryota; Viridiplantae; Streptophyta; Magnoliopsida; Fabales; Fabaceae. The coding region runs from base 61 to 480 and encodes 139 amino acids. The transcript has 2 exons.